AAGUAUUUGCAUUGCUGAUCCUAUCUCGUUUUCUAACAAAACAGAAAGCUCUCCAUUUACCGAAAGCAUUCGGGGGUUUGGACACCAUCACUAUCAAUGGAUGCAGCUUUUUUCAACAAGACAAACUGUACUGUGGUGUCCUCGGUGGAAAGGAACAUGUAUCCAACUGCUUAUUCUCUGUUCUUCAUCGUGGGAUUUCCAGCGAACUGCCUGUCUCUGUAUGUGGCCUGGAUGCUGAUAAGAAAUGGAAACAGCAUGGCAGUGUACUUAUUGAACCUGUCCAUCUCUGACCUGCUCUACACUAUCUCUCUGCCCGUUUGGAUCGAGCUGGCCCUGCGGAAGCCUGUGGAUGAGAGUCUGUGCGGUGUGGUGUCUGUGAUCAUGUACAACAGCUUUUAUGUGGGCUCAGGCCUCCUUUGCUGCAUCUCUGUUGAUCGCUACCUUGCCGUGGUUUAUCCUCUCCACUUCAACUGGGUCCGGGAGAGACGGACCGCGGUGUACGUGAGCAUUGCUGUUUGGACUUCUGAAAUUUGCAUCCACAUUAUCUUACUCCACCACACGGGGGCACUGCGAACCUUCUCCUCGAGCUUGCUUUGUCAAGAGCCGGUACCCAUGACGCUUAAAGAUGCUGACCACUACCUCACAAGAGUCGUCCUGGGCUUCCUGGUGCCUGUCUUCAUCAUGGCCUUCUGUUUCCAGCAGAUCAUGAAAUCCCUCCGUCAAAGCCCGUCCAUCCUGGAAGGGGAGCGCAGGAAAGUGGGCGUGCUGCUCUUGUUUCUACUGCUGACCUACAUAGUGUCCUUUCUGCCUUUCCAGACAGUCAUGCUGCUCAGGGCCGUGCUGGAGCCGGGGGCCUGCGUCUGGGCAGCAAGGCUCAGAGAUCCCUACCUGGUCAGUGUUGCCACGACAACCAUCAACAGUUCACUAGACCCUAUCAUAUACUGCUUGAUCAGUGAGAGCGCUCAAAAAGAGAUCAGAAAAGCCGUGGAGAAAGGGAGGGGAGUUUGGAAGAAUAGUAAGUUGUUUGAGAGCUCGAGUGCAAUUCAGACAAUUUCCUAAAAACUCCAUUGUUCAUUUUAACCAAAUCAAUAUUUCAAACUGUUAAGUUUGUUAUAUACUGAUACAUUUUUACUUGCAUUAUAAUGGUGAUGAUUAUAUGUAAAUUCAACAAUUUUUUUCAAUAAUGUUUUAUUCCAUUUUCAUUUUGGACCCAAUCACUUCUGAAACUUAACUUUUGCUCCUGUGUGUAGACAAUGUGUUGUACAAAUGACAUCCUAGUUAUUGUGUAUCUUGAUAAACUUUGAUUGAGUCACUGUUAACGAUGCAUUUAAAUAAGCCUCCUAUGGUUUGUCUUUCUCUUGUACUAUUGCCUUAUGUGUUCUGUUCAUGUGUGCACUCUGAAUUGCAGUUGAUUUGUAUGAAAGGUGCUAUAUUAAUAAAGACUGAUUGAUCCUUUUA
Molecule: messenger RNA, 1458 nt
Organism: Labrus mixtus (cuckoo wrasse)
Lineage: Eukaryota; Metazoa; Chordata; Actinopteri; Labriformes; Labridae
Product: ovarian cancer G-protein coupled receptor 1-like
Exons: 2
Coding region: 97-1059 (320 amino acids)
Biological process (GO): G protein-coupled receptor signaling pathway
Cellular component (GO): membrane
Molecular function (GO): G protein-coupled receptor activity
Source: RefSeq, a predicted model, not a curated record